UUUUCUGCUUUGGAUUCAUUUGCUUAUAACCUUGGUUGUCCUUACUAUAAGAAUACUUCACUGCUCAAAAAGCUUAAUUCUGGUAAUAUUAAAGGUGCUGCUAAUGAAUUUAGGCUAUAUAACAAAAGUAAUGGUAAAGUUAUGAAUGGGUUAGUAAAGCGUCGUGAGGCUGAAAGAGCUUUAUUUUGUAAAAGUGAAUCAUCUCAUAAUAACACAACUAGCUUUCAAGAAUCUUCAAUAGCCGAUUUACUAGAAUUAUUUUUAACCCUAGCACGGGCAAAAGAGACCCUUAAGGAAAUGAAUACUCUGCUUUUGUUAGAAAUAGUUGUUUUUACCACAAACAGUAAUAUUUUUCUUACACCAGAUUGUUUGUCUAUAAGCACUGAUGAUGACGAUUUAAUUUUGGAUAUUCGAAUUUAA
Racocetra persica is the source of this 420-nucleotide messenger RNA. NCBI's taxonomy places the organism in Eukaryota, Fungi, Glomeromycota, Glomeromycetes, Diversisporales, Gigasporaceae. The record is from the annotation of a GenBank genome assembly.